This is a messenger RNA of Myxocyprinus asiaticus (Chinese sucker), 8509 nucleotides long. RefSeq names its product ADP-ribosylation factor-binding protein GGA3-like. The transcript has 17 exons. Gene Ontology annotation, cellular component: trans-Golgi network. The coding region runs from base 195 to 2279 and encodes 694 amino acids. Gene Ontology annotation, molecular function: ubiquitin binding; phosphatidylinositol binding; small GTPase binding. The record is from RefSeq and is a predicted model, not a curated record. Gene Ontology annotation, biological process: vesicle-mediated transport; intracellular protein transport. NCBI's taxonomy places the organism in Eukaryota, Metazoa, Chordata, Actinopteri, Cypriniformes, Catostomidae.
CUCCAUUCAGGUAGCUGAUGAUACUGCCGGCUGAUACUAUAUUUAUUUAAUAAAUAAACAAGACAGUGUUUUAUCGCCAUAUCAGGACACGGAGUAAACACAGGAUGUUUGUUUUUAUUAUAAGCAGUGUCAUUUGAUGACUGUCGGCGUUUUAUCUUGGAGAAAUGCGCGGAUUUACGGAGCCAGAGCUUUAAAUGAGGAUCAUGGCGUUUCAGGAAGGAGAAUCGCUCGAAUCCUGGCUCAAUAAAGCCACACACCCGACAAACCGCCAGGAAGACUGGGAAUAUAUAAUCGGGUUUUGUGACCAGGUCAAUAAGGAGUUGGAAGGUCCUCAGAUAGCUGUGAGACUGCUCGCUCACAAAAUACAUUCACCACAAGAAUGGGAAGCCCUUCAGGCUCUGACGGUACUAGAGGCUUGUAUGAAGAACUGUGGCCGAAGAUUUCACAAUGAAAUAGCCAAAUAUAGGUUUUUAAAUGAGUUGAUCAAAGUGGUUUCACCCAAGUACAUGGGAGACAGUGUCUCUGAGAAGGUGAAGAGUAAGAUCAUUGAGAUGUUGUACAGUUGGACGGUAGCGUUUCCUAAUGAGGCCAAAAUAUCAGAGGCUUACCAGACACUCAAGAGACAAGGUCUCAUAAUGUCAGAUCCAGAACUGACUGCAGAUAAAACACUCGUUCCGUCGCCUCCCACGCGCCCCAAAAACCCUGUGUUUGACAACGAGGACAUGGGGAAGCUGUUGGCCGAACUUCUGAGGAGCAAAAACCCAGAAGACCUUCAGGAGGCAAACAGACUCAUUAAAAACAUGGUGAAAGAGGAUGAAGCUCGGGUGCAGAAGAUGACCAAACGCAUCCACACACUGGAGGAGGUCGACAACAACGUGAAGCUCCUGGGAGAGAUGUUGAGUCAUUACGACAGGGACAGAUCAUCGGACGCCGACCACGAGCUCAUCAAGGAGCUGUAUGACCGCUGUGACAAACUCAGACGCACCGCUUUCAAACUGGCCACUGAAGCCGAGGAUAAUGACUCCAGUUUAGGUGAUAUUCUCAAGGCAAAUGAUGAUUUGUCAAGAGUAAUCAGCUCUUAUAAACAAAUCGUGGAAGGGCAGGUGGACGAGAGCGAGGUUGAAGAUCCCAGACCAGCAACCGGAUGUGAGACCACAGGCACAUUGAUUGAUCUGACUGGUCUGGAUGAACCUUCCUCUCCCCCAACAGUCCCUCUUCCUGCUCCUUCUCCUCAGGUCCCCUUGACCAAUCCCAUGGCCUCUUCCUUCCCCGUGCUGCCGCCGCCUCCUUGUCGAUUGGGUGGCGGUCACAGCAGUCAAACGAGCAGCCCCAAUCACAAACCCCCAGAGCAGCAAACGUCCCUCUCGCUUCUGGAUGAUGAACUCUUGUCUCUCGGACUAAAUGAUCCACCCUCCGUGCCAAACAGACCAAAGUUGGAUGAAUUAUCUGGUCAAUGGACCUCCUUACAGGCUCCUGAUCCAGGCCUGGACCUGUUUGGGAACAUCUCAGCACCAAGCACCAUCUUUCCAACAACACACACAACCUCACACACACCGGCUUUCAGUCAGGGGUUGCAGGAUCUCUCCAUGCUUGAGUUUGGAGCUGGAAAGGGUCUGAGCGGAAUCGCUGGUGGUAGUUUUGGUCUUUCUGGAGGUGUAAUGAGCUCCAUGGCAGCCCCUCUUCAGCCCAUUAACCCAUUUGUGAGCGCUGCGUUGCCUGGCUCGCCCGCUGUUGCCCGGGCUUAUGCGGUGACGGGCGGUUCUGCACCGGGCAGCCCGUUCUUUCAGCCCUUUUCUUCCCUGUCUCACUGUCAUCAGAGCAGCUCAGCGCAGAGCUCUGAGCCCAGCCUGUCUAACCUCCACAUCCCCCUCGAAUCCAUCAGACCAAGUAAAGUGUUGCCUGUGACGGUUUACGAUAAAGACGGAGUUCGUGUUCUGAUGCACUUUGCGAUGGACUGCCCGCCGGGUAGACCAGAUGUCCUGGUUAUCGUGGUGUCUCUGAUCAACACGGCUCCGUUACCUGUGAGGAAUAUACUGCUACAGUCAGCCGUGCCCAAGUCUAUGCAGGUGAAGCUUCAACCUCCUUCAGGUACAGAGAUCGCUCCCUUUAACCCCAUCCUGCCCCCCGCCUCCAUCACUCAGGUCAUGCUGCUGGCAAACCCUCUGAAGGAGCAGGUGCGUUUGCGGUUUAAGUUGACGUAUCUGUUGGGAGAUCGGCAGUACUCUGAGGUCAGAGAGCUCGAUCAGUUUCCUCCAGCGGACAGAUGGGGUUCCCUCUAGAAUCUUCCACCGCAGAUCUACAUAACUGCAGCGCUGUUUACCUGCUUGAACUCUAAACCAUUCACUCCCAAGUAUUUUCAUUAAUUUGUCCAGUUGAUAUUUAUUUUUCAAUCAGAAUUGUUUUGUAGCAUCGUCAAACAGCAUUUGAUGCCUGAAAUUUGUGCAAAAACUUAAACUAGAGACUAAUACAGUUACGCAAAGUCUUCAGAAAACACACAUCUGAACUGGAGAUGCUUUGGAGAUCUUUUGCGAGCUGUCAUUACAAUAAUACACCAUUUCUGCAAAAAUACCAUAUUUACUACAGUUAAUCUGUGGUAACUUGAUAUUCACCAACACUGUCAUCAAAAAAUGAUUAAAAUGACAGGAAAAUGUAUUUGGAAUGCCCAAUUCCCAAUGCGCUCUAAGUCCUCGUGGUGGCGUAGUGACUCAUCUCAAUCCGGGUGGUGGUGGACGAAUCUCAGUUGCCUCCACGUCUGAGACAGUCAAUCCGCGCAUCUUAUCACGUGGCUUGUUGAGCGCGUUACCGCGGAGACGUAGCGCGUGUGGAGGCUUCACGCUAUUCUCCGCGCACAACUCACCAUGCGCCCCACCGAGAGCGAGACCCACAUUAUAGCGACCACGAGGAGGUUACCCCAGGUGACAACCAAAUUGGCCUGGUUGCUCUACCCUCCCUAGCAACCGGGUCAAUUUGGUUGCUUAGGAGACCUGGCUAGUCACUCAGCACACCCUGGAUUCGAACUCGCGACUUCAGGGGUGCUAAUCGGUGUUUUUACUCGCUGAGCUACCCAGGCCCCCAGGAAAAUGUAUUCUAAGAUUGUCUGAAAGACUCUGUAACAAUAAUUGUGAUUUACCGCAACAGGGCUCCAGACUAACAUUUGAGAGCAGUGGCACCGGUGCCACCAAGUUCUACAGCUGGUGGCACCAGCACCUUAUUUGGUAGCACCGGUGGCGCCGUGGGGGGUUGAAUUCUGGGGCCUAUAAAAUGAACAAUUUUAAGACAGAAACUACUAAUAAAAGUGCUAUUAUUUUUAUUAUUAUUAUAUGACAAAAAUAAGUCCAAUUACCAGUCAUAUUGAAUAGUUUGCCCCACUGAAAUGCUCAUUCGACAGUAAGGUGUUGAUUUGGAGUUGGUAUACAUACAGUAUGUAAAUUUACUGGUAUUAACAACAGGAAUGUCAUCUAUUUUAUUUAGCAUUUGCCCUUAUGAAAAUGUACCAUAUAGUAGUGUAUAAUUUUAACUGUGGUUAACCAGACCAUGAUAACCACAGGUAAAACCAAGCAUGGAUUGUCACUACCAUGAUUAGUCAAAUGAUUUCUAAUACAAAUUUAAAACUAUAAAUACAUAAACAUUUAGGAACGGCCACAGUUGUAAGAAACAUAUGAUAUUCCCUCACUCCCCUAAUGUAGCCUAUUAUAAAUGUGAUAGCAGUAGUAUGAUAUUUAUUAUGAAUGUAUUUCUGCCUAAAAUACUAUAGUUAAUACAGUUAGUGUUACUUUACUAAAUACCUGGUAAUUGUUUAAAUGCGCUGAUGUGUGAAAAGUCAUGUUUAUAUCUGUGCUCAUGUUCAUCUUGUCAGUGCUGUUCAGGAUGUCGGGCUGUUUAAUGUGGUUUUAAACUAUAAUCGCAUCGCAUAAAUGGAGAGAAAGAGGGAGAGUUGGCCAACAUUGUAGUCGCAACAGUGCGACCUGUAACGAAACUUAGAUGCACCGGCGGGAAAAACGGCUGCAAAAUGCGACCAUUUAGACGCAGUCUGGAGCCCUGCCGCAAGGAAGAAUCAAAAUACAUUUUUAAAGCUAUAAAGGCAGGGUUUUACACAUAUAUUCUAUAAUUUAUGGGAAAUAUAAUGGAUAACUACAAACCAACUACCGGUACAAACUAGCUAGCAUUUACUAAGUGAUAUAUAUAUACAUACACACACACACACACACACACACACACACACACACACACAUACCCCGAUCAGCCACAACAUUAAAACCACCUGCCUAAUAUUGUGUAGGUCCCCCUCGUGCCGCCAAAACAGCGCCAACCCACAUCUCAGAAUGUUAUUCUUUAUCCAUGCGAUUAUCUAACCAGCCAAUCAUGUGGCUGCAGUGUAUAAAAUCAUGCAUAUACGGGUCAGGAGCUUCAAUGUUCUGCUGGGAAUCCCUAGGUCUGGCCAUUCAUGUGGAUGUCAAUUUGACACGUGCCACCUACCUAAACAUAGUAGCAGACCAGGUACACCCCUUCAUGGCAAUGGUAUUCCCUGAUGGCAGUGGCCACUUUCAGCAGGAUAAUGCGCCCUGCCACACUGCACGCAUUGUUCGGGAAUGGUUUGAGGAACAUGAUGAAGGGUUCGAGGUGUUGCCCUGGCCUCCAAAUUCCCCAGAUCUCAAUCCGAUUGACCAUCUAUGGGAUGUGCUGGACAAACAAGUCCGAUCCACGGCGGCUCCACCUCGCAACUUACAUGACUUGAAGGAUCUGCUGCUAAUGUCUUGGUGCCAGAUACCACAGGACACCUUCAGGGGUCUUGUAGAGUCCAUGCAUCGGCGGGUCGGUGCUGUUUUGGCAGCACGCGGAGGAUCAACACCAUAUUAGGCAGGUGGUCAUAAUGUUUUGGCUCAUCGGUGUAUAUAUACAGUAUAUCUUGACAGAUAGAUAGAAUGUUUAUUGCCAGAUAAAAAAACUAAAGUAACCACACAACUCAGCCACUGUUUUCAGAACUGUCCCAAAUUGUGGUAACAGGGUUGUUUAUUAAAGUAUAUUAUAUAAAGUGUACAUUUUCUUGAGGUUAAGCACCUACUACUUUGUUGAAAGAAAAGAAAGAGACUAACCCAUUUUUUGUACCCAUUUGUUGAAAGUAACAACUAUAGUAACUAUGGUAUUUUGGAAGGAAGUACAAUUACUGUGGUAAAUUCAGAAGCUGAGAUGAUACUGAUGGUGUCACAUGACCUUGCUGCUGUCUGUGGAGUAUAUUUUUACCAUUAUUUCACUCUAUUCUGACAAUUACAGCUGUUAAAAUACUCUUAAACAUGCAUUUGAAGUUUGCUGUUUCUAGAACUAUAGCUGAUCGACAGCUUUUAAAGUGUGAGAAUGUACCUGCAGUAAAACGAGUUUACACACACAUACAGUCCGAGUAGAACAAUGAUUCAGUGUAAUUAGUUUUCUUAAUUUUUAUGUUUUUUAUCUUAUGUUUUAAAGUUCAGUUCUGUGUCUGCUUUUAUUUAUGACUGCUAGAUGAGCGUUUGGAGUUUACUCAGCAGAGAUUUUUGAGUUUUAAGAUCUCUGAUAUUGAACGGCCUUUAUUGACAAUAUUAGCUUAGUUUAUUUAAUUAUAUCACAUAUUUACGUUGCGUCGCUUCCUAAAGUUUAGCAGAAUUGGGUGUAUCUCACGAAACCGGUCCAGGUCAUAUUUCACCAUAAAUUCAAAUGAAAGAAAUUAGAAAUUAUAUUUUGCAUAAAGAAAAUGAAGCCUAAUUUUUUAUUAUAUUAUUAUUAUUAUUAUUAGGGCUGUCAAUCGAUUGCCGAUUAAUCACAAUUAAUCGCAUAUAUAAAUAUUUGUUAAGAAAGCCCCUCAAAAGGGGCCUGGGUAGCUCAGUGGUAAAAUACGCUGGCUACCACCCCUGGAGUUCGCUAGUUCGAAUCCCAGGGCGUGCUGAGUGACUCCACUCCGUCUCCUAAGCAACCAAAUUGGCCCGGUUGCUAGGGAGGGUAGAGUCACAUGGGGUAACCUCCUCAUGGUCGCUAUAAUGUGGUUUGUUCACGGUGGGGCGCAUGGUGAAUUGAGCGUGGUUGCCGCGGUGGAUGGCGUGAAGCCUCCACACGCACUAUGUCUCCGUGGCAACACGCUCAACAAGCCACGUGAUAAGAUGUGCGGGUUGACUGUCUCAGACACGGAGGCAACUGGGAUUCCUCCUCCGCCACCCGGACUGAGGCGAAUCACUAUGCGACCACGAAGGACUUAGAGCGUAUUGGGAAUUGGGCAUUCCAAAUUGGGAGAAAAAGGGGGAAAAAAUGAAAAGAAAGCCCCUCAAAUAACAAUAAUUCAAUAUAUAAUGAUGAAAUGAUUAUAAAUAGUUAUAUUGAAAUAAUUACAAAUAUAUAUAUUAUUAAAAAAAAUAAUAUUCCAAUAAUUAAAACUAAUGACAUUAUUGUGGCAGACAUGUUAAGCGUUGAUAAGACAAUACAAAAAGUUUCUUUAGAAUCCAAUAUAUUGUUUAUUUGCAUAUUAUUGAACAUAAGUCAAUCAUUGGCCUACAGUUCACAGCAAACCAUUUUGUAAUUGAAUUCAUCAAUCAGUCCGAGAUUUAUUAUGAGGGUUUGUCUAAGGACGUGUCAGUGUACACCUGCGUCAGGCGGAUGCUUUUGGAGCGUCUCACUUUGGUUGUGUCGCGUCAUAAACAUACUGUUUUUAGUUCACUGUGUCAAGUUAAACGUAGUUUAAUAUUAUAUAGUUUGGAUUUGCGCUCCAUCAAGCGGUGUUUGUAGGCAAGAACGUGUCCUCGUGUUGUGCUGAAGGGUUGGUUUGUUCUCUGUAUAAGCUGCACAUUGCCUGUACAGCUGGAGUGUUGCUUACUGCCCCCUGGAGAAAACACAUGGUACUUCAAGCUUGAAUUGCGCAGGUACAGGUGCAUGAUUAAAUGUGAUGAUUUUUUUAACGCGUUAUUUUUAUAUAAUUAAUCACACUGAAUUAAUGCAUUAAAUCGACAGCCCUAAUUAUUGUACUAUAUUUUAUUAAGAACUUUGUCAUUGUGACAUUAUUUUCAUAACCCAAAUUCACAUUUUCACCUACAUUUUCAGUACUGUAAUGCAAAAAAAAAAAACAUUUUUUAUAUAUAUAUAUAUAUAUAUAUAUAUAUAUAUAUAUAUAUAUAUAUAUAUAUAAAAUUUAAAUUGUAAAGUAUAUACCAUGAUAGUAUGUGCACUAAUUUAAAUUUAAUUUUAAUUAAAUAAAAAAUAAAUAUGAAUUGUCCAGGCAGUCUGUAUAACAGUCAUGAUAAUCUAAUGAGAAUUACAAACCUAAUUACAACAAAUAAUUUUAUUACAUUUAAUUUAUAAUAUUAGUUUAUUUUUUGCAUUACAGUAGCAUUUGGGUGGAAAAUGUAAUUGCCUAAUUGUCAUUAAAAUAAUGUUCUAAAAAUAGGCUUCAUUUACUUAAUGCUAAAUAAAGUUACAUAUUAUUUUAUUUUGGGGUUAAAUAUGUUUCUGACAUGUGUUUGUGAGAUUCGCCCAAAUACAUGUAGAGAUAUUCAGAAUGCAGCUCUUGAGAUGAAGGAUAUUGGCCAUAACGGCAUUAGUUUACCGAGUACAGUUUGUGAUUAUUAACUACACAAAUUUAUCAACUGUUGACCGUUAUGUUGAGAUAGUAAUGUUAAGCCCUCUGAGCAUAGUUUUAAAAUUGAUAAGAGAGAUGGACAGAGUUUUAUUUCAUCAAACAAAGGCCUGAUGUGAUCUUAGAUACUGUAGGAAAUCCGUGGCUUCAUAUUUUAGCCUUAUUAGCACACACAGCAAAACUGCACUUUAUUUGUUCAUUGAUCAUUCAGAGAUUCAUGGAUAAAAGGGCACUGUUUUCUGUCUGUUAGAUUGACCAUGGGUAUCUGAACACAUUCCACUGUUCCACAAUCCAAACCUAAUCAUGAUGCAUCAUAAUGUAGAAAUGCAUUAAAGACUACAUCCAAUCAGUGCCAGAACUGCAGCUGGUUUGAGAUAUGUUGAAUUAAAUGAAUACAGAAAUGAACAAGAGAUGAUGGAGAAAGGACAGAGAUGUGAUGCUGUCGUGAGCUGUUAUAUUGAGCUAAAUAUGCCAGCAAAAACCUAUUUCCGCAUACACGUCUGUUACCGUUCAACACAUUCAUUUUAAGAAUCUCAAAAUCUCCUUUUGACGUGAGAAUGCGUGAAUGCUGCUUCUAAACUCUUGACAUGUUCUACUCAUCGCUGGAGUGCUUUGAAUGGUGAAAUCUGUGUGUGAGCUGGAUUUAUACAUGUAAUGUCAGUCAUGUCUGUACAGUAAACAGUCCAAAUCAAUGAGUAGGGUAUAGCUGCAGGCAGUGCUCCAAAAAGGGGCGUGAGCUCCAAAUCGCCAUUGACGAUAUGGAAGUGACACCCCCUUUUGGAGUUGGCACAACCCCUUUUUGGAGUAACCCCGCCCUCUUUGAGAUUCCGCCCCAUUUGGAGGUCUCUGGCUUGCAGCUACACCUACUUGAAAUCAACCGGUUGUUCCGAUGCAUGCAGAAUAAAAUAUUUAAACGGA